This is a messenger RNA of Dendronephthya gigantea, 1721 nucleotides long. Its product is annotated as protein couch potato-like. The coding region runs from base 154 to 1110 and encodes 318 amino acids. Gene Ontology annotation, molecular function: mRNA binding. Lineage: Eukaryota; Metazoa; Cnidaria; Anthozoa; Malacalcyonacea; Nephtheidae. The record is from RefSeq and is a predicted model, not a curated record. The transcript has 13 exons.
GCGUAACGUAAUUAAAACCCCCAACUAGUGACACAGACUUAUUGCACGCACUUGCACCUCGCUGUCAGCACUCGCCGUUGCACAGCACCACAACCUGGUCGAAGCAACAAGCAAGCACUUGUAGUAUAACAUUUGUCGAGCACUCUCCGAGCCAUGGAAGACCAGAGCUCUGUCGACCCUAACAACAAUAACGGUGUCGAACCAGACGAAGUUCGAACCUUGUUUGUAAGUGGUUUACCGGCCAAUGUUAGAUCCCGAGAGAUCUAUCUGUUAUUCCGUGCUUACAAGGGCUAUGAAGGAUUUCAACUGAAGCUUACAGAUAAACUGGGGAAGCCAUCGCCAGUAGCGUUUGUGACAUUUCUGGAAAGAGAAGAUGCAGAGGAAUGCAAGAGCGAUCUACAGGGCGUCCGUUUUGAUCCUGAAGUCAGUCAAGCUUUGAGAAUCGAAUUUGCCAAGACAAACACAAAAGUCAGCAAGAUGGCAUACAGGAAUGGUGCCGUAAAGAUGGCUUCGCCCACGGAAGCUUUAACGCCACUGGAUCUCACAGGCCUUAGCUUUUUUGCCGCAUCGGAACCAGUAUCAUGGCAUCCUGCUAGAAUUUCAUACGCGGAUAGCCCCACCUCACCGUUACCCUCACCCAUACACUCACCUGUUAUCAAUCACUUUCAACACACUUUACAGCACCACCCACUAUAUCAACCAGUCAACAUGCAAUCUAGCACCUUCUCUUUGCGACCCCCUGCAAUGGUAACCAAUGACAACCCUGUGUGUUCCACUUUGUUUGUGGCUAAUUUAGGACAGUCGUGUACGGAGACGGAAUUACAUAAUUUUUUCGCGAGAACUCUUGGUUUCAAGAGAAUAAAAAUGCUAAACAAAGGGAAUGCUCCGUGCUGCUUUGUAGAGUACCAGGAUGUUUAUCAUGCGUCGGUGGCCAUGAAUAUGUUACAGGGGCAUGCGAUGCCUUCUUCGGAAGGUGUAAGAGGUGGAAUUAGAAUUGAAUAUGCAAGAUCAAGAAUGGGAGAGCGUCGAUAUUCUGUAAAUGGCGAGACAGUGAUCACAAGUCACCCUACCAGUCCCGUGGGACCCAUCAGUAUCUCUAGCUACAGUUGAGUAGCCGUACAUGAAGUCUUAAAGAAUGUUAUAUACGUCCAAUUUUUUAUAAUGUAUAUUUACUUGAGUGACGAGUUAACUUUUAUACUAUUUAUAAAAAAAAAGAUUUUAAAGGGUUUAUGUACAAAUAAUUCAUCGUGAUUUAAAAUUAUACAAAUUGACAUGGUGGGAAUUUUAAACUUAAUUUUAUAUCACGAAAAGCUGUGAUCAUUCUUACGUCAUAAUCAGGCAUUAUAUACUCCAUUUAUAUGAUUGGAAACAUAACUGAACAAUCACGACAAAUUAACGGUAUCAGUAAAGCCAUUCCUGCUUUUGACAUAUGUGAUUUUAUAAGUUUGCUAAAAAGAAGUAUGCCUAUUGGUUCAUACUUGUGAAAUUUGCGAUUGUUGCACAGUAUCAAACUAAAUCACCCACGUCCGACCCGAUAGUCUCAUCUGAAAGUUUGUAGCCAUUGGCAUUAUAAUAAUUAUUACUGUCAUUUCUAUUAAUAUAUUUGUAAAAUGUGAUUAUUACUUGAUCGUCUAAGAUCUUAGAUAAUUUAUUUAUUUAUUUUUAAUGAUGACCAAUUGGUCAAUAUUUGCUUAUUAAAUAAAAUUGAUUGAUCAGAAAUA